Molecule: messenger RNA, 1220 nt
Organism: Mytilus trossulus (common blue mussel)
Lineage: Eukaryota; Metazoa; Mollusca; Bivalvia; Mytilida; Mytilidae
Product: dnaJ homolog subfamily B member 9-like
Exons: 2
Coding region: 164-1033 (289 amino acids)
Source: RefSeq, a predicted model, not a curated record
GUUUUCUCAUGCUUACUGACGACAAACAGAACCAUUGGUACGUACAUACGUUCGUACUUGUAGCACUGCCAACUAAUAUUACAUUAGUUUAUCAUCACCUGUACCACAUGAAACAAUGGAAUAAACCUUCAAUAAAGUAAAAAUUCUCGCAGGUAAAAAGAUAAUGGGGCGAAACCAAUUUGCAGUUCUUGGUCUCAUGCCUGGGGCAUCAGGGGAUGAGAUCAAGAAGGCUUUUAGGUCCCUGGCACUGCAAUACCACCCAGAUAAAAACAAGCAUGCAGGAGCUGAAGAAAAGUUUAAAAUCAUGUGUGCAGCAUAUGACUUUCUCAAAGACGAGACUAAUCGUUUAUCACACGCGAGAGAAUUGCGAGAAAAUUUUGAUUGUAAGCGAAAACAUAGAAAAGGACAUAGUGAAAAGCAUUAUACUUAUUCAAGUCAACAAGAAACCGACCCAUUCGGACAUUCACAGACGUUUGAGGACAGGUUUAGACCAAAAUUUGAUAGAAAGGGAUAUGAAAGAACAAGCACUGACUCAAACAGUAGAUCAAGACAUGAUAGAAGUAAACAGGAAAAUAGUGGGGAUCAUAAGUCAGAGAAUAGACGACGAGACUCUCAAGGGAAGAAUAGAACGGAAAAAGAAGAGUUUUACCAGAGAGAUCAUAAAAGGUUUAUUCCAGGAUUCAUUUUCGAAGACUUCUUUUCCCUUUUUAGUGAACCAUUCAAGUCGUUCGAGCAGGAUUUCGGUCCGUUCCGUCAAAGGAGAAGCCCAUUUAAUGUGUUUCAUAAUUCGCACUUUGAGGAUCCAUUAUUCGACAGACAUUUUGAAGAACAUUUUCAUGUAUUUCAAGAAUUUGAAAAGGAGCCUAUGGCACAUUCAUUUGGACCUUCAAAUAUUGAGGAUAUGAUGAAUGACUUCGAACCUUUUGCUGACGUGGGAAGGGAUAGAGCUCAUAGUCGGCGAAGGUAUAAACCUGCAAGACGAAAUUAUACUUCAUUCCAUUAUCGAGGAGACCCAUUCAGAGAAACACUUUGAGAUAUUGCCUUUAAUAAUCAUUGGCAGACAUGAAAAUGGAUAAUUGAAACGAUGCUGAAGUUGGCCAAAAUUGAAAGUCCGAUUAAAAUGACUUAACAUCUGUGAAAUUAUUUUGCACUAUUAAUUUUUGUAAUUCAUGAUCAACAUGAACUUGCUAUUAAAAGUUUAUUCAAAGAGGAAUACUCAA